AUGUCUUAUAUAUCUGAUGGACUUGAUGAAAAAAAUAACAAAAUUCCUCAAUUUGGAUGUAAACAUUUAUUUCUUGCAUUUCCUUUGCUUAUUACUUUAACUCAUCUUCGACCUCAUAUUUCAAGUUUAAAUGAUGAUUUUCACUAUUCUUUGCAGCCAUUUUUGCCUAAUUUGUUAACAUUACUUCUCUAUAUUCCUGCUUAUUCAAUUAAAGCUUUAGCAUCUGCAGCAAUUAUGUCUAUCUCAAAAGAUUCAGAACUUGAACGAAUUUUAAAUUGGCUUUUUAUUCAAACAAAACAACUUUCAACAUUCAAUGGAACAUCAAAUAUUAGUCAAAACUUUGUUUCUGCUAUUCAACUUUUGUUAUUACACAUAAAUGAAUUGAAAUUAUCGGUUAGUGAAUCUGUUGAAAAAUUAUCUGUUUGGAUUAAUAAACAAAAAUUGUUUUUAAAUUGUUACGUUACUUAA
Messenger RNA from Meloidogyne enterolobii, 468 nucleotides. NCBI's taxonomy places the organism in Eukaryota, Metazoa, Nematoda, Chromadorea, Rhabditida, Meloidogynidae. The record is from the annotation of a GenBank genome assembly.